Messenger RNA from Henningerozyma blattae CBS 6284, 927 nucleotides. It is a transcript of the gene DST1, whose product is annotated as transcription elongation factor DST1. Gene Ontology annotation, molecular function: RNA polymerase II transcription regulatory region sequence-specific DNA binding; zinc ion binding. The record is from RefSeq and is a predicted model, not a curated record. Lineage: Eukaryota; Fungi; Ascomycota; Saccharomycetes; Saccharomycetales; Saccharomycetaceae. The coding region runs from base 1 to 927 and encodes 308 amino acids. Gene Ontology annotation, biological process: transcription elongation by RNA polymerase II; regulation of mRNA 3'-end processing; transcription antitermination. The transcript has a single exon. Gene Ontology annotation, cellular component: nucleus.
AUGGAAUCCAAAGAAGUUAGUGUUUUGGUAAAAAACUUAGAAAAAAAUAAGACUAACGAUAAAGUAGUUUUAGAAAUCUUAAAGACAUUGGAGAAAGAUGUGGUGGCCACAGAGAAAUUACUGCGUGAAACUAAAGUAGGUGUUGAAGUCAAUAAGUUUAAAAAGUCAAGUAACCAAGAAAUUGCUUCCAUGGUUAAAAAAAUAAUUGGUUCUUGGAAAGAUUCUAUUAACCGUCAAAAGCGUAGUAAGUUAAGUAGCACUUCCACUCCAUCACCAUCAACAAAUGCCAGUAUGCAUGACAAACAAUCUCAUAAAACAGGAACUUCUGAAUCCAAAAAAGAUGAUAAAUCAACUCAUAUCAACAAAUCUACUGUUGCCAAGGGUAAACCACGUAAUUCUCGUAUUGACGGAGUAAACACAACUUUAUAUAAUCAUAAGUUACGUGAUAUGGUUGUUAAAGCUUUAUAUGAUGCGUUAGUUAAAGAUAGCACAGAGUCAUCAUCAUUAAUUUUGAAAUUAGCGACAGAAGUAGAACUGGAAAUGAAAAAAUUUAGUGAUCCUGAUGUAAAUGAGAAGCAAUACCGUGAUAAAUAUCGUGUAGUUUAUUCUAACCUAAUCUCAAAAAAUAAUCCAGAAUUGAAGUUCCGUAUUGUUGGUGGUGAUGUUUCACCUGCACGUUUGGUAACAUGUGAUCCAAAAGAACUAGCCCCAGAAUCUUUAAAGAAAGAAUUAGAAGAAAUUGCUAAAAAAAAUCUAUAUAACGCUCAAGGUGCUACAGUUCAAAGAAGUGUAACAGAUAGAUUUACAUGUGGUAAAUGUAAGGAAAAGAAAGUAUCAUAUUAUCAACUGCAAACCAGAUCUGCUGAUGAACCUUUGACCACAUUUUGUACAUGUGAGGCUUGUGGUAAUAGAUGGAAAUUUUCAUAG